UUUACCAUUUUGACAAGUCGACUUUAUAUUACUGUCAAUCAACACAGAUGACACUUUUACUGCAAAAGUGCUUCAAAGUUUCAAAAGUUAUCUUUAAACUUAAUUGUUUCCAAGUUUUCUUAUAUUCACAGGCGCAAAAAUAUGCAAGUUUCCAGAAAGUAUGACAUUAUUGUGAUUGGUGGCGGCAUUAUUGGUACAGCUAUCGGAAAAAUUCUGAAGGAAAAUCUGAAACUCGCAAAAAUAGCACUGUUAGAAAAAGAAGAAGCUCUCGGUCGGCAUCAGAGCAGCCACAACAGUCAAGUGCUCCAUGCUGGGAUCUACUACAAAUCUGAUUCUUUAAAAGCCAAACUGUGUGUAGAAGGCGCAAAAUUGAUUUACGAUUAUUGUAAUAUAAAAAACAUCCCAGUCAAGAAAUAUGGUAAAUUAAUUAUCGCUCGAGACGUAUUGGAUAAAUAUCGUCUAAAAGAAUUGUACAAACAAGGCUUGAGAAAUAACGUGUCUGGUAUAGAACUCCUUGAGUGGAAAAGUGUUAAAAACAUUCAACCCCAUUGCCAGGGUUUGCAAGCACUAUGGUCCCCAAACAGUGGCAAUAUUAAUUGGGAAGUGGUGACUAAAAGUUUCGCAGAAGACUUUAAAAAUGCAGCUGGGGAUAUAUUUCUCGAUUUUGGGGUAAAAUGUAUUAAAGAGUCGAACGAAGCUUCACACCCUUUGAUAAUCAUGGGGGAAAAAGGAAAUUUCUUGGCGAAAUACGUCGUUACUUGUCUUGGUUUGUACUCGGGUUCGCUUACUGGACCACAGAAUGGUUUCGAAAACGUUUCCUUGCAAGUCAAUUAUUAUACAUUAAAUCCACGGCUUAAUCGUUUUGUCAAAACCAAUAUUUAUGCAAUCCCCCAUAUCGACAUGCCCUUCAUAGGCGUCCAUUUCAGUCCCACUGUCGAGGGCGAAGUCCUACUAGGACCAAGUGCCAUUCCUGCCCUGAAACUGGACAGUUAUGAUAAGUCUGCAAUUGACAUCACGUAUAUUCGAAACAAGGUUUUUUCCAAAAAUGUUGGAUUUUUGUUUUUGAAAAAUUUCCAGACUUGUUUGCACCAAGUGACUGAAGCAGUUUCCGGGGAUUUUCGAACCGCCGUUUUGAAUAAAUACUUACCAAUGAUUUCAAAAAAUGACAUUCUUCCGGGUCCCACAGCUGUGCAAGGCCAGAUUGUGACGAAAGAUGGGGAAUUUGUUGAUGAUUUUUUAUUCGAGAUAUUCGAAGGCGAGGGAGUGCAAAAACGGAUUAUUAACUGUAGAUUUGUUCCAAGUCCUGGCGCAACCAGUUCUUUGGCCAUUGCCAACAUGGUAUAUGACAAAAUACGAAAAGUUGACAAUUUUGGAAAUUAG
Molecule: messenger RNA, 1380 nt
Organism: Tribolium madens (black flour beetle)
Lineage: Eukaryota; Metazoa; Arthropoda; Insecta; Coleoptera; Tenebrionidae
Product: L-2-hydroxyglutarate dehydrogenase, mitochondrial-like
Exons: 2
Coding region: 142-1380 (412 amino acids)
Molecular function (GO): (S)-2-hydroxy-acid oxidase activity; (S)-2-hydroxyglutarate dehydrogenase activity
Source: RefSeq, a predicted model, not a curated record